UCAUUCACAUAAAGUGAGAAAACCAUCAUAAACUUCAUCUUCAUUCACCACCACCUUCUCCAAGUUCAAGCAAUUAAAAAUAUGGAAAUAAAGAGAUACUUAAGCAGAAGGGGCUACCGGCGUAUCGACUACGGCACAACCACGACCGGCCAACGGAAGAAGAUGCAGAUCAUUCGGAUUAGAGGUCCACGUAGAGAUUGGAGGAUCAGAACAAGUCCAAAGCUAAGAUGGAUGAUAAGAUCACCAGUGAAAUUGGUGAGAAAGGUUAAGAAUAUUUAUAUGAACUUUAUGUUGAAGUUGGCUGGUAAUGUAGGAGGGGCCUUGAACACUGAUAACAAGUUUGGUGUGAAAAGGACUCUAAAGGCUCGUCAAGGGUCUUCUAAAGGUUAUUCUGGUGAUGCAUUUGAGGCCAGGCUUAUAUUUGAGAUUUCUAAGAACUUGGUUGCUUCACACGAACUAUAUUCCAUGUAAUUGUUUGAUUCUUUUUGUUUUCUUAAUUUUGUUGUAAGAACUUGCACAUGAUUCCCACAAUUAGGAAAAAUGUUAAAGAAUGAAUUCAAUUGUAUCUUAGUUUAGGGUACUGUUGAUAUAAAAAAGGAAUAUGCCAAAAUAUCUGUAUAUACCACAUUCUCUUUAUUAUAUGAAAAAAAAAUAAUAGUAGAAGACAUCUCGUUACGCCCCUUGAUUCUCUUAUGUAUUUGGCGAAAUUUUAAAUAUGUUGUUUUUGUAGAUGUACAUCCGGAAGUAUUUUUUUUGGGUCAAAAAUUGAAUCUUUCCGUAAGUGCAUCUACGAAAAUAAUUUAAACUAGUGAACGUUGGGGGAAAAUGACAAAUAUAAUUCAGUUCAGAGAAUAUUCCGUAGGUACAUCUACGGAAUGACUUAGCGCUAGAAUGUUCCCUAGAUGCACAUACGAAAGUAUCUGGUAUAUUUUGAACCAACAUGAUCAUUCCCCCAUUGUUACAUUUCUUCUUCAACACUUCCUCUCCACAACCUAAAAACCCUACAUCUUCAAUAUCAUUUUUU
Vicia villosa (hairy vetch) is the source of this 1024-nucleotide messenger RNA. RefSeq lists its product as uncharacterized. The record is from RefSeq and is a predicted model, not a curated record. Lineage: Eukaryota; Viridiplantae; Streptophyta; Magnoliopsida; Fabales; Fabaceae. The transcript has a single exon. Bases 82 to 471 code for a protein of 129 amino acids.